This is a messenger RNA of Vicia faba (fava bean), 603 nucleotides long. NCBI's taxonomy places the organism in Eukaryota, Viridiplantae, Streptophyta, Magnoliopsida, Fabales, Fabaceae. The record is from the annotation of a GenBank genome assembly.
AUGGGUGAAGCAGAUUCAGUUUCAGCAUAUGAUAUGGUUGCAAGUUGGCUUAUAAGUCCUUCAUGUAUAUUCCUAGUCGUAAACCUUGUCAUCGGCACCAUUGUUAUAACCUCUCGUUUAGCAGCUCAGAGAAAAAAUCAAUCCGACUCGCCACAGCAAAUAGUCCCUCCAACAUCGUCGUUUUUUGAACGAGUGACGUCGUUUGGACUAGGUUGCUGUAAAUUCAAACCACCAGUAGCAUCGGUAGAAACUGAAAUCGAGCCAAUUCAAAAUCAAGGCCUGGGCCAACUCGAUCAGGCUAUUGCUUCCACAAAGGCGAUUGACGCAAGCCUUUGUAAAACAGAAAUGAAUCAAGGCAUGGAUGACUUGAUCCAGAAUCCGCUAACAAGAGCUCGGUCGCUCUUGGAACGGCUCAUGUCGGGGAAUUUUGGCCGGUUGAAGUCUGUAAAGGUGGAGGAGGAGAAGAAAGUUGGAUCAGAAAUGGAAGAGGAGGAGGUGGACGCAAAGGCAGAUGAUUUUAUAAAAAGGUUUAAGCAGCAACUUAGGUUGGAAAGGCUUGAUUCCAUUUUACGUUACAGGGAUAUACUUCAUAGACGGUCAUGA